CUCACAAUUAGUGGAGAGAAAGAAAAGAAAGACAGCCAGCUUCUUCGGAACUUUUAACACACCUGCACCAGUCUUACAUACACACAGACAUGUCUUCUGCCAGCAGUCUGUUAUCUGAAGAUCAGUUUCUGUGCUCCAUCUGUCUGGAUGUGUUCACUCAUCCAGUCACCAUACCAUGUGGACACAACUUCUGCAAGAACUGCAUCACACAACACUGGGAUACUAAUGUCCAAAAUGAUUGUCCCCUGUGUAAAAAGGUUUUUAACACAGGACCUGAACUGCACAUCAAUACAUUCAUAUCUGAGAUGGCUAAUCAGUUCAGACAGCCAGCUGUAAAGAAAAGCAGCAGCUGCUCAGAGCAACAAUGGACCAACACAGGUGAUGUUCUGUGUGAUGUCUGCACUGAAACCAAACUGAAGGCUGUGAAGUCCUGCCUGGUGUGUCUGACCUCCUACUGUGAAACUCACCUGGAGCUUCACCAGAAAAUGACAGUGAUGACAAGACACAAGCUGAUUGAUCCUGUGAAGAACCUGGAAGACAGAAUGUGUAAGAAGCAUGAUCGACCUCUGGCACUGUUCUGCAAGACUGAUCAGAUGUGUGUGUGUCAGUUCUGCACUGAGACAGAUCACAAGUCACAUGUCUAUGGUCCUCUGAAAGGAGAAUAUGAGGUGCAGAAAGCUAAACUGGAGAAAACAGAGGCUGAAAUUCAGCAGAUGAUCCAGAAGAGACGACAGAAGAUUCAGCAGAUUAAGGAUUCAGUUAAGAUCAGCAAGGAAGAAGCAGACAGAGAGACAACAGACAGUGUGCAGGUCUUCACUGCUCUGAUAAAGUCUGUUGAGAGAAGUCUGGCUCAGCUCAUUGAGAUGAUUAAAGAGAAGCAGAAAAGAACAGAGAAACAGGCUGAAGCCUUCAUUAAAGAACUGGAAGAGGAAAUAUCUGAGCUGAUGAAAAGAAGUGCUGAAGUGGAGCAGCUCUCACACACUGAAGACCUCCUUCAGUUCCUCCAAAACUCCUCAUCCCUGAGCCCUGCGCCACCCACCAAAGACUGGACAGAGGUUAGAGUCCAAUCAUCAUAUUUGGGGACUGUGAGGAGAGCUGUGGCUCAGCUAGAGGAGACACUCAGUGAAGAGAUGCAGAAGGUGUGUGCUGAUGCUGAGCUGAAGAGGGUCCAACAGUUUGCGGUGGAUGUGACUCUCGAUCCUGAUACUGCAAGUCCCUAUCUCAUCCUGUCUGAUGAUGGGAAACAAGUCACAUGUGGUGAUGUGAAGAAGACUCUCCCAGAUAAUCCAGAAAGAUUUUCUGCCAGUUCCUGUGUCUUAGGAAAGCAAAGUUUCUCUUCGGGCAGAUUUUACUAUGAAGUUCAGGUUAAAGGGAAGACUGAGUGGACUUUCGGAGUAGCCAGAGAGUUGAUCAACAGGAAAAAACCAAUCACGUGUAGCCCAUACAUUGGCAUCUGGGCCAUAUACUUGAGAAAUGAAAAUGAAUACAGACCCUUUUCUGACCCUCCUGUCCUUCUCUCUCUGAACUGGAAGCCUCAGAAGGUGGGGGUGUUUGUGCAUUAUGAAGAGGGUCUGGUCUCGUUUUAUGACGUAGAUGCUGCAACUCUGAUCUACUCCUUUACUGGCUGUUGGUUUACUGAGAAACUCUAUCCAUACUUUAAUCCCCGUUUGAAUGAUGGUGGUAAAAACUCAGCCCCUCUGAUCAUCUCUCCUGUCAGUGAUACUGAUUAGACUUGUGCUGUGAUACUUUGGACAAAUGAACAGUGAUGAUGGACAAUAUCAGUUAAUUUACUUUACAGAUUCUGGUGAAUAUGGUUAUUACUUGUUUUUUGUCACAUACAUCCCCUUACUGCUGUAACAUAUAGUAACUUCUUAUUUACCAACAGCAAUCCCAUGUACAAAAUGUGUAUCUAAUAGUGUGAGAAUAUUACAAAAUGUCAUCCUUAUACUUUUUAUACCUGCAGUGAGAAAUCAUAGUAAUCAUAAUAACAGAGUUUGAUUGUUAUAAAUUUCGUUUAUGAAGCAUUCUUUCAAAACAGCAUACUCAAACCUGUGUAUCUAAUUUAAUGCAGUGGUCUCACCAGAGGUUCAGACAAGAAGGUCACAGGAUACUUGAAUAUUGAAUACAAUUGUACAGUUCGUCUAAUGAAU
Scomber japonicus (chub mackerel) is the source of this 2150-nucleotide messenger RNA. RefSeq names its product E3 ubiquitin-protein ligase TRIM21-like. The coding region runs from base 90 to 1730 and encodes 546 amino acids. NCBI's taxonomy places the organism in Eukaryota, Metazoa, Chordata, Actinopteri, Scombriformes, Scombridae. The transcript has 2 exons. The record is from RefSeq and is a predicted model, not a curated record. Gene Ontology annotation, molecular function: protein binding; zinc ion binding.